Messenger RNA from Bemisia tabaci, 2685 nucleotides. The record is from RefSeq and is a predicted model, not a curated record. NCBI's taxonomy places the organism in Eukaryota, Metazoa, Arthropoda, Insecta, Hemiptera, Aleyrodidae.
CUGCGGUCAAGGUCUCGAACAAUUAGAUCUUCCCGUGUAACUUUUCUGUGCUCCCCCGGGAUCCCUUUGAGGGAAUGUCGGUGAAACCCACCGCGGUUGUCCCUGUGGCCCUGUGCGAGUGUUGUGCCAAAAUAUGCGCUAGCAUCCUUCACGUGCGUUCGCAGCGUUCCCAGUAACGCACUCGUCGAAUUGGAUAAUUGAAAUCUUCGCGCUUCACCGCGAUCCGUCGAAACCCUGGUUUUGUUUUUAAGUUGUUAUCUAUACCCCAGUGCUAGUUCGGCUUCUAAUCAGUGUUUGGAACAGGACACGUUUACCCAAAGGAGCAUAAAGUGCUAGGCAAAAAUCCACGGGGGCGAGUGUGAGUAAUAAUGGGGGUAGGUUACAAUGCCCAACUCAUGCUCGUUGGCCUACUAUUUACUGUAAAUUUGGUUUCGGGAGUGGGUAGCGCGAACGACAUCUGGCCGCUGGAGCGGCCAGACGGCAUGCCGGUGAUCCAGUCUCUGGAGGUGAUGUGCGGGAAGGACCACAUGGACGUCCACCUCCAGUUCACGCAGCCGUUCGAGGGGAUCGUCAGCUCGAAGGGACAGUACGGGGACCCGCGCUGCGUCUACGUCCCGCCCUCCUCCGGGAAGACGUUCUUCUCCUUCCGGAUAGCCUACGCCCGGUGCGGGACCAAGCCCGACCUCAACGGCCAGUUCUACGAGAACACCGUCGUCAUCCAGUACGAUAAGGAUCUCCUCGAGGUCUGGGACGAGGCCAAGCGGCUCCGCUGCGAGUGGUACAACGACUACGAGAAGACUGCCUCCAAGCCGCCUAUGGUCAUCGCCGAUCUUGACGUCAUCCAGCUCGACUUCAGAGGGGAUAAUGUCGAUUGCUGGAUGGAAAUACAACAUGGGAAAGGUCCAUGGGCCCCUCCUGUGAGUGGAAUCGUACCGUUGGGCUCUACUCUCACGCUAGUCGUAGCUAUUAAUGAUUACCGAGGGGAGUUCGACAUGCGCGUCAAGUCCUGCGCGGCCUCGGACGGGGGCGGUCACGUGAUCGAGCUGAGCGACGAGCACGGCUGCGUCCUGCGCCCGAAGAUGAUCUCGCGGUUCCUGAAGGCCCGCAUCAACGACGAGCGGGCCUCGGUCAUCACGUACGCCUUCUUCCACGCCUUCAAGUUCCCGGACGCCCUCUCGGUGCACAUCAAGUGCAAGGUGGAGAUCUGCCGCCACGGGUGCCUUGACCACUGCCAGCUCCCCGGGGCCGGGACCGGCGCCGCCGAGCACGGGCCGCCCAACCCCCAGUUCAGCAUCGACCACUCCCUCUACGGACCCUUGGACAGGAAAGACUCCGUCGGGGCCACCGGGGGUAGCUCCGUCACGCCGGCGCCGCAACCUCCUUCUGUCACACAGACUUCAAAACCGCCGAUCAAGGUGGACCUGGACCCGGACAACUCGGCGUCCCCGUCUUCGGACUCGGGAUCCCUGGGAUCCCUGGGCGACCUCAUCUACGACGAGAUGGUGAACGUGGGCGCGGAGAACGACAACGCGCAGGAGGAGUACCCGUUCAAGGAUGCGCAGGCCCAGGCGCAGCAGCAGAAGGCCGAGACCCGCCCGCGACCCAACGAGGCCCCGCGGCCCAGCGCCGAGGCCCACACCAAGCCCGAAUCCGAGGCCCAGGCCAGGCCCUCCGAGAAUGAUGCCGCCUCCCAUUGGCCCUACCAUGACGGAGCGCCGCCCCGACAGAGCACCCGCGACGCCCAAGAGCGCUUCCCGCACGGCCCCCGGACGUUCGACGCGGACUCGGAGCCUCUGACCGGGCACUCGCUGGGCGCCGGCGCCCACCACCGCCGGCGGCGCUCGGUGGUCGUCUCCGACCGGAAGGCGCGCAACGCCGACGUGGGCGUCUCCGGCCUCUACGAGGUCAUCUCCGAGGCCGACCUCGCCUUCACGCCCGACUCCAAGGCCGAGGCCGUCACCGUCUUCCAGGGCCGCAUCCGCGAGGACAUCGUCUACGGGAUCUGCCUCCCGGUGCCCAGCUUCAGCGCCCUCUUCAUGCUCGUCUCCGUCUCGGCCGUCGCGUCGGCCCUCAUCGCGGGCUCCCUCCUCUACCGCUACCAGGUCGCCCGCGAGGCCCAGCGCAUCGUCGCCGCCCAGCGCCUCCGGGCGCCCCCCGCCCCCGCCCCCGCGCCCGCCAGCGCCGCCCACUCGCCCGGCCUCAUGAUGACGUCGCUCGCCAACCUCAUGUCCUUCAGGAUAAACCGCCCCAGGAUACAGUCGAGUCGGACGCCCUCGAGGCCCAGCUCCGCCGCCACCAGGUGCGGCUGACGCUUGUGAUUACAACCCCCUCCCCAUCAGUUGAUUCAAUUUGUUCUCCUUUGAGCAGAGACACUGGCGAAUCUUGCAAGUUGGCACACUGCUUUUCACCCGUUUAAACCUAUAGCAUUGGCGAAUCCAGCAAAUCGGCAACAUUUUCUUUUCUUCCUUUAAACCUAUACUGAAAAAAUAAUAUGCUGUUUUAGCAUCUAGGAUGUCAAAAAUGUGUCCAGUAAUCCCAAGAUGCUACCUUUACUGCCCCAGCAGUUAAUUUUACAUCCUGUGAGUGCAAAUUCAAUUGCGUGGGCAAUCAAAGCAGCAUCUCAGGAUCACCAGACACAUUUCUGAAAUCCUAGUGCUAAAACAGCAUAUCAUUUUUUUCAGUGUA